AUGUCCAUUAACAGACACCCGAUUCUCAACCCCGGACUCCUCCCCCGAAAGCCCUCUUCCCAGCCAAGUCGGCCCGGCACUAUCAUCCAGCGUCCUAACAGAAGACCCCGUACUCCCCCCCGCCGCAACCUCAACCAACCUCCCAAGAAUCGCAAACUCAAGCCUCAGCUUGAUACUAUACGCCACCGGCUUAAACAUAACCUGCAGCGCAAACAGCCCCGCAUACUGAAAGACCACAACCACAAUAUCCAGCAGGAGGAUGAUGACAUUGAUCGCAAGGAGCUGCGUGAGAAUGACCUUGUGCGCGCGCUGCGGCCGCAGCCGCAGCAACUUGAACGUUUCCCAGAUGUAGAUCGACGAGAGGAAGCACUCCUGCAGACAGAAGACGACGAGCUGGAUGCGCUCGAUGAUCGAGUACCCGUUCACAAACACGCGGCGCGUAUGGCUGGCGGGCCGCACGGCGCCGUACAUGAGCACGGUCGUGGGGAUCUGCAUGCAGAUUGCGUUGGCGAUGAUGGCGUAGAGGAUCCCGCGCAGGAGGCCCGGGCUGUGCAGGACCAGGUGCAGGCGCGACCAGAGCACGAUCGAGUGGCCCGUUACCAUGCAGUAGGGGGUCAGGUUCGUGAAGAAGAGGAGGGUGAAGCCGACGGUGUUGACGAUCAGGCUGCAGGAGGAGAUGAGUAA
Aspergillus mulundensis is the source of this 684-nucleotide messenger RNA. RefSeq lists its product as uncharacterized. Lineage: Eukaryota; Fungi; Ascomycota; Eurotiomycetes; Eurotiales; Aspergillaceae. The record is from RefSeq and is a predicted model, not a curated record. Bases 1 to 684 code for a protein of 227 amino acids. The transcript has 2 exons.